AUUACCCAUUAGACUAAGGAUGGAUGUGUUUGUGUAUGGAUUGCUUCUUUUAACACUGUUUAAAUGCGUGGUAUCAAAAUCACCACAUAUUGUGUUUAUUGUGGCAGAUGAUUUGGGAUGGAACGAUGUAGGAUUCCGUAAUCCGGCUGUUAUUUCUCCUAACAUAAACUAUCUAGCAAAGCAUGGGAUGAUAUUGAACAAUUCUUAUGUACAACCAGUCUGUUCUCCGUCAAGAAGCGCCUUUUUAUCAGGAUUUUAUCCAUUCAAAUCAGGAUUACAGAAUUUUGUCAUUGGACCAGAGGCGCCAUCAUGUGCACCUCUUAAUCAAACACUUCUGCCACAGAAACUGAAAGAGCUUGGAUAUGCAACACAUAUGAUUGGAAAAUGGCAUUUAGGAAUGUGCAAAUGGGAAUGUACUCCGACAUACCGUGGAUUUGAUACAUUUUAUGGAUAUUAUAACGGAAAAGAAGAUUACUAUAACUAUACAAUUUUAAAUGGGUCAGAUUUCCGUGAUAAUAAAGAACCAAUACGACCAAACGAAUACUCUACGUAUGCCUAUGCCCGACGAGCAGACAAAAUCAUCACUCAACAAAACAAAAGUCAACCAAUGUUCUUGUACCUUCCUUUCCAGUCAGUUCAUCAACCAAUAGAGGUUCCUGAAAUUUACGAAAAUAUGUACCAAGACAUAAAGAAUGAAGGAAGACGAAAAUUUUCGGGAAUGGUAACAGCAAUGGAUGAUGCCAUUGGAAAGGUAACAGAUUCACUGAAGCGUAACGGAAUGUUUGAAGAUACCCUGAUCAUAUUUACUUCAGAUAAUGGUGGUUGGCCAAUCUAUUCUGGGAAUAAUUACCCACUGAGAGGGAGUAAGGCAACAGUAUAUGAAGGAGGAACUCGGGCUUCAGCUUUCGUAUACGGUUCGGGACUUCAGAAACCUAAUACUGUUUUUGACGGUAUGAUUCAUGCUGUGGACUGGAUGCCAACAAUUCUCUCUGCUGCUGGAGGAGGUCAAGUAAGUGGAAUUGAUGGUGUGAAUUUGUGGCCAAGCAUAAGUGAUGGAGUUCAAUCCUCCUUAAGGUCGGAGUUCAUCUAUAACCUCGACGAUUCUGUAGUACCUUAUAUUGGGCGUGCUGCUAUUAGAAUGGGUGAUUACAAGUUAAUAGAAGGAUUUGCUGGUGCAUGGAAUGGCUGGUACCCUGUUCCUGAGAACGAGGAAGACGCUAAAAUAGAUGAACCAAAAGUAGCCUACUAUCAGUUGUAUAACUUGAGAGAUGAUCCUUAUGAACACAAUAAUUUGCACACCAAAGAGCACAGCAUGUUAGAAAAGAUGAAAGAAAGGCUUAAUGAAUACAGGAAAUAUAUAGUGCCACCUCUAACAGAGAAACCAGACCCUGCAUCGAAUCCAAACAAUUAUAAUGGUUACUGGACACCUGGGUGGUGUUAGUGUUUAUUGAUAAAAACCUUAGAUUAAAGAAAUUAUUAAAAAGAUCUACACACUA
Mytilus californianus (California mussel) is the source of this 1496-nucleotide messenger RNA. RefSeq names its product arylsulfatase B-like. Bases 20 to 1441 code for a protein of 473 amino acids. The record is from RefSeq and is a predicted model, not a curated record. The transcript is spliced from 14 exons. Lineage: Eukaryota; Metazoa; Mollusca; Bivalvia; Mytilida; Mytilidae.